Molecule: messenger RNA, 2643 nt
Organism: Scophthalmus maximus (turbot)
Lineage: Eukaryota; Metazoa; Chordata; Actinopteri; Pleuronectiformes; Scophthalmidae
Product: acetyl-coenzyme A synthetase 2-like, mitochondrial
Exons: 14
Coding region: 281-2326 (681 amino acids)
Cellular component (GO): mitochondrion
Molecular function (GO): AMP binding; acetyl-CoA synthetase activity
Source: RefSeq, a predicted model, not a curated record
UCCUCUCUGUUUCACUGUCGCUUUCUUUCUCCUCUUUGUACAGAUACUUUGCUGGAAAACAAACUGUGGGCGCAGGGGCUUGAGGGAGCUGCCCUUUAACGCAUCACUCCUCCAGCCCUUCCUCUGCGGAGUUUCCAAGUUUUCCCUACCGGCUGAAGUUGAGCAGGGUAACUUCCCAAAUUGCUUGAACGCCUCUGUUGCGUAAAGGCUUUGCAUAAAAAAACAAAAAACGAAACUAAAAACAAACAUCCGAUCGCACUGAGAACCUGUCACUGUCGCGAUGUGGCUGCCCGGUGGAUGCGCCUCGACGGUUCUGACUUCCCUCGGGUGUCGGAGCUUCAGGUCCUGUGUGCGUGUUCUGGCUCGACGCGCCUGUAACACGGCGGCGUUCAUGCCGGAGGCCGCGGGCUUCGAGGGCGCGUCGAGCCGCGCGGCGCUGCAGGACUUCUCCGUCUCCAGCAGCGACAGCUUCUGGUCCGCGGUGGCGCGUCACAGACUGAGCUGGAUCCGUCCCUUCCACACGGUCCAGGACUGCGACCUGAGCCGGGGCAGGAUCAAGUGGUUCGAGGGAGGGAAGCUGAAUGUGUCCGUAAACUGCCUGGACCGCCACGUGCACACCUGUCCCGAGAGGGUGGCCCUGAUCUGGGAGAGAGAUGAACCAGGGUCAGAGGUCAAGGUCACCUACAGGCAGCUGCUGGAGAUGACGUGUCGCAUGGGCAACUUGCUGAGGCGGCACGGCGUGAGGAGGGGGGACUGUGUCACCAUCUACAUGCCUUCCUGCCCUCUGGCUGUGGCGUCCAUGUUGGCCUGUGCCCGGAUUGGCGCAGCCCACAACGUGGUGUUUGCUGGGUUCAGUGCGGUGGCGUUGUCAGAGCGAAUCCGAGACGCCCAGUCCAGCGUCGUCAUCACAGUGAACCAGGGCGUCAGAGGCGGUAAGGUCACCGAGCUUAAGAGGACGGUGGAUACGGCGGUCCAGAGCUGCCCGACCGUACGGCAGGUGUUUGUUGCUAUGAGAACAGAGAAUCCAGUUGUCAUGACAGCCAGGGACGUUGCCAUGGAGGAGGAGAUGCUGAAGGAGGACGUGGUGUGUGAGCCAGCUGCCAUGGACAGUGAGGACACUUUGUUCCUGCUUUACACAUCGGGCAGCACGGGGAAGCCCAAAGGACUGGUCCACACUCAGGCAGGGUACCUGCUGUUCGCCGCGCUCACCCACAGGUACGUGUUCAACUAUCACGAUGGAGACGUGUUCGGCUGUGUGGCAGAUAUCGGCUGGAUCACAGGACACAGCUACAGUGUCUACGGGCCGCUGGCCAACGGCGGGACUACUGUUCUGUUUGAGAGCACGCCCACUUACCCUGACCCAGGAAGGUACUGGGAGAUGGUUCAGAGACUGAAGAUUAACCAGUUUUACGGGGCGCCCACUGCGAUCCGCCUGCUGCUCAAAUACGGAGACCAGUGGGUCCACAAGUACGACCGCUCCACCCUCAAAACUCUGGGCUCCGUGGGUGAGCCCAUCAACACCGAAGCGUGGGAGUGGUACUACAGCGUGGUCGGCGACAGACGCUGUCCGGUGGUGGACACCUGGUGGCAAACAGAGACAGGUGGCAUCUGCAUCGCCCCGAGGCCAUCGGACCCAGACGCAGAGAUUGUCCCAGGAAUGGCUAUGAGACCUUUCUUUGGCAUAAAGCCAGUGCUCAUGGACACUGAGGGCAAAGUUGAGACUUCCAACAACACAUCCGGAGCUCUGUGUAUAGCUCAGCCGUGGCCUGGUAUGGCCCGAACAAUUCACAACAACCACCAGAGGUUCACCGAGACCUACUGUCACCCAUAUCCUGGUUAUUUCUUUACCGGUGAUGGCGCCUAUCGAUCUGAGGAGGGAUAUUACCAGAUCACCGGGCGCCUUGAUGACGUCAUCAACGUGAGCGGUCACAGGAUUGGCACCGCAGAGAUAGAGGAUAUAGUGAACCAGUGUUCUGCAGUGGCUGAAUCUGCCGUCAUAGGAUACUCGCACGACAUCAAAGGACAAGGUGUUUAUGCCUUUGUGGUGCUAAAAAAGAUUGCAGAGGUCCAAGAUUCGGACCUGUCCAGGCAGCUCAACGACAUGGUAGCUAAAAAGAUCGCCAAGUACGCCUGUCCAGACUGCAUCCAGAUCGUCCAGCGUCUGCCGAAGACACGUUCCGGUAAGAUAAUGCGCCGGGUGCUGCGCAAGAUAGUGGAGCGCGAACUGGACGGGCUGGGUGACCUCAGCACGCUGGACGACCCCGCGUCCGUUCGUGAGAUCAUCCAAGGCCACAGUGACCUCUUGAGUAAACAGAAACCACAAUGAUUGAAGAGGAUUGUGAAAGUGAUGCUAGAAUGUUUAUCUCCAUUUCAGUUAAACAGGCUCGUAGCUAAUGUAUCAAAACUUAUUCUAAAAGGCCAAAUAUAUAUUUUUAGUUUUUAUUGCACACAUGAGCUUUUUAUCAAACCAGGUAAACAACUUUUUAAACUGUAUCUCUCGUCCACCGAUGUACUCUGCUCUUGUUAGACACAAAAUCAUUGGUUUUUUUAUACAAAACUGAAUAACGCAGUAGUUAUAAUAUUCCAAUCUAUUGACUGAAUGUAAAACAAUAAACCACUGUGAUCUCACAUAAAGGCACAUUA